CUUUAGUCCCAGUGUACAACCAUUUCACAACUGUUCCAAUUGCCACGUCAUUGGAUUUCAUUGAACAUUCUCGAAUAUUAUUCGCCCAUUGAUAUUCAAACGACAAGUGAAUCAUAAAAUCGGGGCUGUGGAAAUGGUUAUGGACGAACAAUAAUAGAACGACGGAAAAAAUGACGACAAGUAUUAAUUCAGUUGUCACAGUUUUUCAAAAUGUUUUUACUAACCAUGGGAGCACAUUACUCAAUGGUAUUCUUAUUGCAACAACAGUUGGAGGACAAUCUCUCGUCCGAAAGCUCACCUUCUCGUGUCCAUGCGCAUAUCCAUUGAAUAUUUAUCAUUCUCUUGUAUUCAUGUUUGGCCCAACAGCAGCUCUCUUAUUAAUUGGAAUAACUGUAAACUCCACGACUUGGAAACUUGCUCACGGAUUCUUUUUCAGAGUCCGUGAUACUCGACAUAGUUGGAAAACCACUUGUGUCUCGUGGAUAGAAGUAUUGAUUCAAUCAAGUGUUGCUCCAAUUGCAUGGCUUUUCGUUGUAUUUUUAGAUGGAGGAUACUAUAGAUGUUAUCGAUCACAUGAGUUUUGUCUGAUAUCAGAUGCUAUUUUGUGCAAAAAUUCAACUAUUCUGAAUAGUUAUGCAUCGACUAGCUCUUUCAAUAAAAUUAGCGACAAUGGGAAGUACUGUCCUCCAUGUAUAUGUGUUCCAAACCCAACUGAUGCUUCUUACCUUGAAGCCGAGUCACAAAUUUACGCGUGGGGCCUUUUACUGUUUUCUGGAGUGGCUGCAUUUUUGGUGAUAACUUGCAAUCGAAUGUGUGACAAGUACACACUGGUUCAGCGUCAAUAUGUGGAGACUUACAAAAAUGUAGAAACUCAGAAAUUCGACGCGGUCGCUAAAGAACAUGCGUCUCAACUUGCUGAACACAAUGCACGUGCAUUCUUUGGACAAAAGGAUUGGACAAAGAGAGAUUGGGAUUGGGUAUCAGGAAUUCCGGAAGUCAAUAAUCCCUUGUUCGCACGUCUCCGCCUUAUUGCUGCUGAAAAAACUCAACAAACAAUGUACACACCUUUACAAUUAUGGAAUGACAAUAAAGGAUACCGUAUCCCACAACCAGAUCUUCAACUUACACAGAUUAUUGUGGAUGAGACAAAAGAAGAUUGAUAAUGUUCAUUUUUCGGGUUUACCUCUCCUUUUCUUCUUUUUUGAAACUUUUCCUCAACUCAAUCAAUUCCUUCACGGUUUCAUUUUGUCAAGGCCAAUUUGUGUCAGUUCUUGCCGUAUUCAUUUUCAUAAUAAAUCGGGAGUUAUU
Molecule: messenger RNA, 1308 nt
Organism: Caenorhabditis elegans
Lineage: Eukaryota; Metazoa; Nematoda; Chromadorea; Rhabditida; Rhabditidae
Gene: clhm-1
Product: Calcium homeostasis modulator protein
Exons: 7
Coding region: 171-1160 (329 amino acids)
Cellular component (GO): plasma membrane
Source: RefSeq, marked reviewed